AUGGAUUAAAUCAUGAAUAAUAUUGGAAUAAAGUGCAUGGUAAAGGUAACUUACUUAUGGUAUUUAAAUCCAAAAGUGAUUAUAUCUUUGGAGCAUACUCUCCUUGUAAAUGGGAAUCAAGUUAUUGUAGAUGGGUAGAAGAUGAUACAUUAUCAUCCUUAUAUUUUCAUAAACUCAUGAUUAAGUUUAUCCUUUGAAGUAAGAUUAAAAAUAAUAUGCUAUUUUUUGUUAUUCAGGUAAUGGAUAUGGACCUGUAUUUGGAGGUGGACAUGGAGGUGGACAUGAUAUUAAAAUAGAUAGUAAUUUUACUGAUGGAUAUUGUAAAUUAGGUCAUUCAUAUUAAUUUAGUUAAUACAAGAAUUAAAAUGAUGAUCCAUAUUUAUUUGGAUAAAAUAAGCCAGAAAUAAAAGAAUGUGAGAUAUAUGAAUUAUAAUUUGUUUGA
Paramecium primaurelia is the source of this 442-nucleotide messenger RNA. The record is from the annotation of a GenBank genome assembly. NCBI's taxonomy places the organism in Eukaryota, Ciliophora, Oligohymenophorea, Peniculida, Parameciidae.